Nomia melanderi (Alkali bee) is the source of this 3062-nucleotide messenger RNA. It is a transcript of the gene wda, whose product is annotated as will decrease acetylation. Gene Ontology annotation, cellular component: transcription factor TFIID complex. Gene Ontology annotation, biological process: transcription initiation at RNA polymerase II promoter. Gene Ontology annotation, molecular function: protein binding; RNA polymerase II general transcription initiation factor activity. The record is from RefSeq and is a predicted model, not a curated record. Lineage: Eukaryota; Metazoa; Arthropoda; Insecta; Hymenoptera; Halictidae.
UAUAGGCAACUCUCUUCCAAAUGCACGAUAUGUGCUUAAAUAGUAAUUCAGGGGUAACAAGUAUUUACUUUUCUAGGGAAAGGGUGAAUUUUUAUCUCUAUAUUUACGCAAUAACUGACGAGCGACAACUGUUUGUUUAUGGAUUUAUAUGUUACAAAUAGUAUUGUAAAGAGUUAGGAAAUUGUAAAAAUACAAGUAAUGAGACCAGUAUGUCAAAUAUUACCGGUGGAAGCCUCAUUGAUCUCGGUUUACUUUAUUGAUGAAAAUAUACUUCUUACAAUUAAUUGAUACUUUUACUUCAUAUAAUUGAUCUUUACAUAAAUGACUGUUACAUUUAGCAAUGUUUAUAUUUCAUCCAUACCUUAAAUAGUUAUUAAAACUACGUACUUUUAAUGAUUUUUGUAACUCGACACAUUUCUUAUGGUUGAGUCUUUCAAAACUUUUGAAUGUAACCAACGUGUAAUUCCAAAAAGAUGAAACGAUUAAAGAGUGAAUUAAUUAAUGCUACAAUUGAAUCAUAUUUGAAACGACGUCAUUAUCAGGCAGGCUACGUUCUUAUUUUUAUUUCAAGAAAUACUAGUGAGGUGUUUUGUAAAACUAAUCAAGUACAUUGCCGAACCAGUGAUGAAAUGACUCUGAAUGCAACUGCUGCUUCUGCUACAUCUCAAGACAACUCCAUUAUUUUCAGUGCUAUUAGCAUUGAUGUAGCUGCUGCAGAUCAAGCGUAUCAACGAUUAAAGAUGUGGGUAAAUAUUGCACUCAACGAUAAAUUGAAAAUGGAAUUAAAAGGGCUUUUAUACCCUGUGUUUUGUCACUUAUAUCUAGAAAUGCUACAUGCUGGUAACAAACAAGCAGCGAUUCAGUUUUUAAAAUCACACCAAAAUGAAUUUAAUAGUGAAACUGAAAGAGACUUUUUAGAAGAACUAUCGAGUGUAUUCUCAGUGCAGGAUAUUGAAUUGAGACCUUUAGUAAAUUCAUUUAGAACUAGAAAAUACAAAGUGGAUAUGUCUGAUGUUGCUCAUCUUUGUCUUCAGCAGUUUCUUUCAAAACACGGACACAUUAUACUAAUGCAGAUAAUAAAUACACAUUUGACAAUAAUUACAAAAAUGGAUGUACCCGAGACAGAUAUAGAGAGAUCUGAAGAAUCAGGGGUAAGAUGUGAAGUAGGAAUAAACGGAUAUGUAGAGCAGCCAUCGGGUACUGGAGCUGAUCGUGAAAUGCGAGAAUUACAGGAAGCGAUAAGAUUAAUUCGAAAUAAUGCUCAUCAACCUUUACGAAUAUUUGCAGUAAAUAAUGCUGUUGAAAACGCAAGUAGCGGUAUAAUUCCACCAAAUAUGGAUAAAUUAGCAGUAGGAUUUAGCACUACAGAGAUUAGAUUAUGGGGUAUAAAUGAAACAGUAUUAAUUAAGCCAAAGCAUGAAGAACCCUCCUUUUCGUUUGCUUCUGAUAAUCCAUUUGUAGAUAAAUUUUAUGAAACUGAUGACAGAAUGACGGAAGGAGGGGCAGUGAUACUUAGAGGACAUACAGAUAUUGUACAUGAUCUAAGGUUUAUUCCAGAAUCAGAAAUUUUACUUUCUGUAUCUAGUGAUAAAGAUAUGAGGGCAUGGAGACUUAAUGAUUAUACAUGUGCCGCGAUUUAUAGGUAUAUGCAUGUAUUUUAUACCAAUGUUCUCAAUAUAUAUUACAGAAGUGGUCAUAGUUAUCCUAUAUGGUGCAUGGACCUUAGUGUAUUCAAUUUAUAUGUUGCGACUGGUUCUCAUGAUAGAACUGCCAAAUUGUGGUCAUUAGAUAGAAUAUUUCCAUUACGCAUAUUCGCUGGUCACUUUUUAGAUAUAAAUUGUGUAAAAUUUCACCCAAACGCCCGAUAUCUGGCGACUGGGUCUGCUGAUAAGACUGUCAGAUUGUGGGAUAAAGAUGAUGGAAAUUUGUUGAGGGUAUAUAUAGGAGCACAGUCAACGAUUUAUAGUUUAGCCUUUAGUCCAGAUGGAAAAUAUUUGGCAGCUGCUGGUGAUGACAAAUCCAUCUCCGUGUGGGAUUUAGCAACUAAUGCAUUGUUAACUGAACUUAAAGGCCAUGAAGACACGGUUAUGAAUUUAGACUGGAGUUUUGAUGGUCAAUACAUUGCUAGCGGAAGUCUGGAUGGCACUAUUCGUUUAUGGCCUACUCAUGAUCAUAUUAAAAUUGUGAAUAGUAAUACAUCACACGUAGUACCUGAAAUGGAAUCACCACAAAUAUACUCAACAUGUUGCUCGAGCAUUCUUUCCUUACGUUAUUACAAUAAGAAUAAUUCGCUCGUGUGUAUCGGAACGGUGGACAAUUUGUAAUAUAUUAAAUUAAAGUUGAAGAAAGGAUUAAAUGCGAUAUAUUUGUAUGUUUACGUCUUUUAUUAUUUUCCCUUGUAAACUUUGGUACACUCAUUACAAGCUUCUAAUACUGUAGUGCUGCAAUAGGAUAAAUUAUGAUAUAUCUGCCACGCUUGCAUCUACUGACAACGUGAUAUAAUUUACAUAAAAUCCAAGGAGGAAAAACAAUGUAUACCACAGUAUCGGUCGCCAUGUUUGAAAAUUUCCAGUUAUUCGAAGAGGUUUGGCUGUUCGUAUACUGAAACAGAAGAUUCUAAAAGACAUGUUGAUGCCGAUGAUAACCGAUCUUCGUCUUUCGCAUCAUCGGUAACGUCACGAUUCGUGAUAUCAAUAUUGUCGGCUUGGUCAUGCCUCAAGAGAUUAUUGUUCUCUUCACGGGAAUUCCUUCUUGAUUCAGUCUGUUCGGUGAUGUCGCGUAGCUCGACAACGCUACUGGAACUACUGAAAUACAUAUAAAAUAGAGUAUUUAUUUUUUAAAAUACAAUCUAUACGCGUUUUACAUGUAAUUUCAAAUAUAUGAAAAAUUAAUGCGCACUCCUUUCGAUUUUGUUUGUCGUUUUCCCAUCUCAUCUCGGAGCACCAGGAUGGCCUUCUUAUGGUGACUCUACCGGAAGUAGAAUUACGUUGCCUGGAACAAUCCUAAAGAUAACUAAAUUAACGUAAACAUAAUGGGAAAUAAAUGUUUUAUAUCUUUUUAGA